Molecule: messenger RNA, 3236 nt
Organism: Nasonia vitripennis (jewel wasp)
Lineage: Eukaryota; Metazoa; Arthropoda; Insecta; Hymenoptera; Pteromalidae
Gene: Clbn
Product: nuclear export mediator factor NEMF homolog
Exons: 9
Coding region: 124-3042 (972 amino acids)
Biological process (GO): rescue of stalled cytosolic ribosome; ribosome-associated ubiquitin-dependent protein catabolic process
Cellular component (GO): RQC complex
Molecular function (GO): ribosomal large subunit binding; tRNA binding
Source: RefSeq, a predicted model, not a curated record
GUUAGUGGUGGGGAGUUGAAACGCGAUCAAAAUUCACGAAUGUCAGUAAACACGAGAAGUCCCGUGGCAGUUUUAUUUUAAAAAAUACCCAUGGAAGCAGGGUAACAAUAAAUCACAUUAAAAAUGAAGAACCGAUUUAAUACAUAUGAUUUGGUGUGCUCCGUCACCGAGCUUCAAAAGCUCGUGGGUAUGCGCGUGAACCAAAUCUAUGACAUAGACCACAGAACAUAUCUCAUUCGGUUUCAACGAAGUGAAGAAAAAUCCAUAUUAUUAAUAGAGUCUGGCAAUCGAAUUCAUACGACUGAAUUCGAGUGGCCCAAGAAUGUAGCCCCCUCAGGAUUUUCAAUGAAAAUGAGGAAGCACUUGAAAAAUAAGCGACUUGAAAGUCUGACACAAAUUGGAGUUGAUCGAGUAGUUGAUCUUCAAUUUGGUAGUAAUGAGGCAGCUUAUCAUAUUGUUCUAGAAUUGUAUGACCGUGGUAACAUUGUUCUAACUGAUUCUGAAAUGACAAUACUCAAUAUACUAAGGCCACACACAGAAGGAGACAAAAUAAGACUAGCUGUGAAAGAACGUUAUCCAGCUUUUAGAGCACAUACCAAAGUAAUACCUACUCGAGAAGAGCUUCAAGAUAUUAUAAAGAAUGCAAAACAAGGAGAAAGUUUAAAAAAAAUACUAAAUCCUCAUUUAGAAGUUGGUGCAGCUGUUAUAGAUCAUGUUUUGUUAGAAGUUGGUUUUCAAUUAGGUUGUAAAAUAGGAAAAGAAUUUGAUGUUGCAAAAGAUGUGGAUAAGUUGUACUCUGCUCUAGAAAAUGCAGAAAAAAUGCUCAAUAAUGCGAAAAAAGAUGUAUCAAAAGGAUACAUCAUACAAAAGAAGGAAGAAAAGCCUAUAAAAGAUGGAGAAGAGGAAUUUAUGUACGCUAACAUUGAGUUUCAUCCAUUUUUAUUUGAACAGUGUAAAAAUCAACAUUAUAAAGAGUAUGAAACAUUUGAUAAAGCAGUGGAUGAGUACUUUUCAACUAUGGAAGGACAAAAAUUAGAUUUAAAAGUUUUGCAACAAGAACGAGAUGCUCUGAAAAAAUUGGACAAUGUUAAGAAAGAUCAUGAUCAGAGAUUGGUAACUUUAGGUAAAACUCAAGAGGCAGACAAACAAAAAGCUGAGCUGAUUACUCGAAAUCAAGAGUUAGUCGAUAACGCGAUACUUGCAAUGCAAAGUGCAUUGGCAAAUCAAAUGUCUUGGCAAGAUAUACAAACACUAUUGAAAGAAGCCCAAGCCAAGGGAGACCCUGUGGCCUCUGCCAUUAAACACUUAAAAUUAGAAAGCAAUCAUAUUACAAUGUUAUUAAGUGAUCCAUAUGAAGAUAGCGACGAUGAUGAACCAGAGUUAAAACCCAUGACUGUAGAUAUUGAUUUAGCACAUUCAGCAUUUAGUAAUGCAACGCGUUAUUAUGACCAGAAGCGUUCAGCUGCAAAGAAACAACAAAAGACUAUUGAAUCUCAAGGAAAGGCCUUGAAAUCAGCAGAGAGAAAAACCAAGCAAACUUUGAAAGAAGUGCAAGCAAUCCACAGCAUAAACAAAGCAAGAAAAGUUUACUGGUUUGAAAAGUUUUAUUGGUUUAUUACAUCAGAAAAUUAUUUAGUUAUUGGUGGACGGGAUCAACAACAAAACGAGUUAAUUGUAAAAAGAUACCUGAGAAGCGGAGAUGUUUAUGUGCAUGCUGAUUUAACUGGUGCCAGUUCAGUAGUAGUAAAAAAUCCUAAUGGAGGACCUGUUCCUCCAAAAUCGUUAGCUGAGGCUGGAACCAUGGCAGUUGCUUACAGUAUUGCAUGGGAAGCUAAGGUAAUAGCUGGUUCAUACUGGGUAAAUAGUGAUCAAGUUUCCAAAACUGCUCCAACUGGAGAGUACCUCACUACAGGAUCUUUCAUGAUUCGAGGCAAAAAAAAUUAUUUACCUCCAUGUCAGUUAAUAAUGGGAUUAGGGUUUCUAUUUCGUUUAGAAGAUAGUUCGAUUGAGCGACACAAAGAUGAAAGGAGGGUUCGCACAUUAGAAGAGGAUGACGCUGAUCGCGUAACUGAAACAUACAACGAAAUUGAAAUAGAGGAAGAGGAUGAAGAAGGUAAAAGCAAGGAAGAUAAUGAAAAUUUAGAAACUAUAAAUGAAGAAUCUUCAGAAAAUAUUAAACAGGAGUCCACGAAAAAAGAUGAGAACAGUAGUGAUGAAGACGAAAAAUCACUAUUUCCAGAUACUCAGAUCAAAUUAGAUCUUUCGGGUCCAAGAGUAAAGUUGAGUGUUGAUGAGUCGAAAUCUAUUGGGAAACUACAAAAAGAUAUGGACGAAGUAGUAUAUUUGGGCGACGAUAAACCCGUUCCAUUAAAAAGCGCACAAAAUAAAGAUACUUCAAAAAAUAUUGGAAAUAAAAUGCCUUCUAAAAAAGAACAACCCAAUUAUUCCGACGCACAGCCGAAACAAAAUCAGACAGGCCUAAAAAGAGGUCAACGCGGAAAACUAAAAAAAAUUAAAGAAAAAUAUAAAGAUCAGGAUGAAGAAGAUAGGAAAUUAUUAAUGACAGUCUUACAGUCUGCUGGAGCUGCCAAAGAAGAUAAAAGAAAGAGUAAAAACAAAGAUCCAUCUGGCCCAAAACAACAAGGAAAGAAGAAAGGAGUCCCGCCGAGAAUAAAUCCAGCGCAACAGCAAAAUCAAGUUGCAGAAAACUUAGAUGAGGAAGAUGCUGGUCCAGGACCUGAAGUUGAUAUGUUAGAUCAGUUGACGGGUAAACCACUUCCAGAAGAUGAAUUGCUGUUUUCAGUACCAGUUGUCGCUCCAUAUAGCACAUUGCAAAGUUAUAAAUUCAAAGUAAAAUUAACGCCUGGAACUGGUAAACGAGGAAAAGCUGCCAAGACUGCAGUAGCCGUUUUUCUCAAAGAUAAGACUAUAACUGCAAGAGAAAAAGAUCUCUUGAAGUCUGUUAAGGAAGAAACUAUUGCAAGAAAUAUACCUGGAAAGGUGAAAAUCAGUGCACCACAAAUAACAAAAUUAAAAAAAUAGUUGAGUUUUUAAAGUUGUUGUAUUUAAUGCCAAUCAUUAUAUUAAGGAAUGACUGUAAAAAAUGAUUAUAAAUAAUGCGUUCAGUUAAGUAUAACUAUAUCUGUACGAUAUAAGAAUGUAACACAAAGAAUGUAAAAUAUUUAUUUAAAAAAAAUUGUAUUAAAAAUAAGGCUUAUUUUCUUCUAAAAGUCUAA